CACAAGGAUAACUUCCGACCGACUUAUAUUAGGAUACUCAGCGGUUGACACCUGCUCAGUUUCGUUGUCAAAACUGAAGAAGUGCUUUAUUGGCGUAUUGCUGGCGAAGAUAAUUGCGUCAAAGGUUCGUGGGUGAAUCUGUUUUCAAAUUCCUGAUCCAUUACCACAUGCCUCUAUAAUGAAGCGGGUAGCAAUUAUUGGAGCUGGAUCGGCAGGUCUUGCCGCAGCAAAAGCAUGCAGAGAAGAAGGUAUUGAUUUUGUUGUCUUCGAACGAUCUGGAAGAGUGGCUGGACUAUGGAAUUACAGAGAGGAAGAUGUUGAUGGGCAAGCGUCUGUCAUGAAAACGACGGUCAUCAACUCCAGUAAAGAAAUGAGUGCCUUCAGCGAUUUUCCACCUCCGAAGGAAUUUCCUAACUACAUGCACAACAGAAUGAUGUGCAAGUACUUUCAUAUGUAUGCGGAAAAGUUUGAUUUGUUGGAUAAUAUUCGUUACUACCAAGAGGUCAUAAAAGUAGUUCAAGCUCCAGACUACGAUGCCACGGGUAGAUUAGUUGUUACUGCACAAAAUACAAACGAUAAAAGUACCACUGUAGAAACCUUUGAUGGCGUAAUGGUGUGCACGGGACAUCAUGGAUACCCACAUGUACCAAAAUUCAAGGGACAAGAAGACUUCAAAGGGAAAAUUGUGCACACACAUUCCAUACGUGUGCCUGAUGCAUUCAAGGAUCAAAAAGUCCUUAUAAUUGGAGUGGGAAAUUCCGGACUAGAUGCCUCUGUGGAUAUUAGCAAUGUUGCAAAACAGGUGUAUCUUAGUACCAGACGAGGAACUUGGAUUAUGUUCAGACUGGGGAAGUAUGGACUUCCUGCUGAUACUCAAUUUCUAACAAGAUUUUUUGAUUUCGUGAAAGAUAUUUGUGGGUGGAACAUAGCCAAUUCUUAUAUUGAACGGUACCUGGAUAGCAAGUUCAACCAUGAGAUAUAUAAUUUGAAACCAAAACAUCGAUACAAUGCUCAGCAUCUUGCUAUCAAUGAUCAUCUUCCGAAUAAGAUACUUGCCGGAACAGUCAUUGUUAAAGGAGAUGUUGAUCAUUUUACAGAGAAAGGUGUGAUAUUUAAAGGAGAAGAAAACGUAACCAAAAUCGAUUCAAUUGUUUUGGCAACUGGAUACAAAAUCAAAUAUCCGUUUUUGAGCGAUAAAAUAUUGGAUACAACAAACAACAAAGCUGAUUUAUACAAAUUUGUUUUUCCUCCUGGCCUUAAACAUUCUUCUUUGGCAAUUAUUGGUUUAAUACAACCAUUUGGAUCCUUAUUUCCGAUAUUCGAGAUACAAUCUCGAUGGUAUGCCCAGCUUCUCAAUGGCAAGGUUAAGUUUCCAUCACCUGAUUUAGUUUUGGCGGACGUCCAAAAAAAGAAGAAGGAAUUAGCUGAACGUUAUGUUGGUACUCCCAGGCAUACAGUGCAAGUAGAUUAUAUUGCUUACAUGGAUGAAAUCGCUUCACAGUUUGGAGCCAGACCAAAUCUGAAGAAGAUGGCUCUAACAGAUCCUCUGCUAUUUUAUCAUUGCUUUAUGGGCCCUUGCACUCCGUAUCAGUACCGCUUAGAAGGUCCACAUGCUUGGCCUGAAGCAAGACGUACAAUUAUAACUACGAAUGAGAGAAUUAUGAAGCCGCUAAACACUCGUAAUGGGAAACUUGUAAGUGAUCACAUGGGAAAAUAUUUGAUGAUUUGGAUAAUUUCGUUUUUCAUUCUGUGUUUCGCUCUUUUUCUGGUUCAUGCUUUCGCAUGAACAUUGUAUCCUUGAACUAUAAUAUUGUGUUUUAUAGGCUUCCUGUAGUUUACAACUACUUAUGAGCAGUUAUAACCACCAAAACUUUACAGAAAGCUCAUGCUUUCCGAAUUUUUGAUAGCUUUUAUUUUUAUCUGUCCAAACUUGUUUUGCUUUAAAUGUCUUGUAUACUGUUAUUCAUUGUAAAUAAAUGCACCAACAUGUAUCUGUCGCAAUUUGCUUCUUUUUUCUCCUGUAUGUUAUU
Molecule: messenger RNA, 2030 nt
Organism: Uloborus diversus
Lineage: Eukaryota; Metazoa; Arthropoda; Arachnida; Araneae; Uloboridae
Product: flavin-containing monooxygenase 5-like
Exons: 4
Coding region: 179-1786 (535 amino acids)
Molecular function (GO): N,N-dimethylaniline monooxygenase activity; flavin adenine dinucleotide binding; NADP binding
Source: RefSeq, a predicted model, not a curated record